GCCCAGGUACUUCUUCUCUGAGCCGGUGCACCCAGAGACCUUGAUUUCUCCGACCUGGAAUAGAUCUUUCUUCCAUGAAGACUGGAGACGUCCAACUGUAUUCUUUUAAGUACAUCUAAAUACCAAAAUCUACUGGAAGUUCAGGCACCCUACAGAUCUAGAGACACCUAGCCAAUCCAACCUCUACCAUGGGGGCCGUGACCUGGCUAUUGCCAGGCAUCUUCCUAGCUUUGUUUGCCCUCACUCCUGAAGGUGGGGUCCUCAAGAAAGUCAUCAGGCACAAGCGAGAGAGUGGGCUGAACUUGACCUUGCCAGAGGAGAAUCAGCCAGUGGUGUUUAACCAUGUCUACAACAUCAAGUUGCCCAUGGGUUCUCAGUGCUCAGUGGAUCUAGAGUCAACGAGUGGAGAGAAAGACCUGAGCCCCUUACCAGAGUCCAGCGGAAGCUUCCAGGAGCAUACAGUGGAUGGGGAAAAUCAGAUUGUGUUCACACACCGCAUCAACAUCCCUCGUCGGGCCUGUGGCUGUGCCGCAGCUCCAGAUGUGAAGGAGCUCCUGAGCAGACUGGAGGAACUGGAGAUGUUGGUAUCUUCUCUAAGGGAGCAGUGCACCAUGGGUACAGGCUGCUGCCUCCAACCUGCAGAAGGCCGUCUGGACAGCAGGCCCUUCUGCAGCGGCAGGGGUAACUUCAGUGCUGAAGGUUGUGGCUGUGUCUGUGAACCAGGCUGGAAAGGCCCCAACUGCUCUGAGCCUGAAUGCCCUGGAAACUGUAAUCUCAGAGGCCAGUGCCUUGAUGGACAGUGUAUCUGUGACCAGGGUUUCACUGGGGAAGACUGCAGCCAGCUAGCCUGUCCCAAUGACUGCAAUGACCAGGGCAAGUGUGUGAAUGGGGUCUGUGUGUGCUUCGAAGGCUAUGCCGGCCUCGACUGUGGCCUGGAAGUCUGCCCAGUGCCGUGCAGCGAGGAACACGGGAUGUGUGUGGAUGGCAGGUGUGUGUGCAAAGAUGGCUUUGCUGGUGAAGACUGCAAUGAGCCCCUUUGCCUCAACAACUGCAACAACCGUGGGCGGUGUGUGGAGAACGAAUGCGUCUGUGAUGAGGGCUUCACGGGCGAAGACUGCAGCGAGCUCAUUUGCCCCAAUGACUGCUUCGACCGAGGUCGCUGCAUCAAUGGCACCUGCUACUGUGAAGAAGGUUUCACAGGUGAAGACUGUGGUGAGCUCACCUGCCCCAACAACUGUCAGGGCCAUGGCCAGUGUGAAGAGGGACAGUGUGUUUGCAACGAGGGCUUUGCAGGGGCAGACUGCAGUGAAAAGCGGUGUCCCGCAGACUGUCACCACCAUGGCCGCUGUCUCAACGGACAGUGUGAGUGUGACGAUGGGUUCACAGGGGCUGACUGCGGGGAACUCCAGUGCCCCAAUGGCUGCAGUGGGCAUGGCCGCUGUGUCAAUGGGCAGUGUGUGUGUGACGAGGGCUACACCGGAGAAGACUGUAGCCAACGGCGAUGCCCCAAUGACUGCCACAACCGCGGUCACUGUGUACAGGGCAAAUGCAUAUGUGAGCAAGGCUUCAAAGGCUUUGACUGUAGUGAGAUGAGCUGUCCCAAUGACUGCCACCAACAUGGCCGCUGUGUGAAUGGCAUGUGCAUCUGUGAUGAUGACUACACUGGGGAAGACUGCAGAGACCGCCGCUGUCCCCGGGACUGUAGCCAGCGGGGGCGCUGUGUGGACGGACAGUGCAUUUGUGAGGAUGGUUUCACUGGUCCUGACUGUGCUGAGCUCUCCUGCCCUGGUGACUGCCACGGCCAUGGCCGCUGUGUGAAUGGCCAAUGCAUCUGCCACGAGGGCUUCACGGGCAAAGACUGCAAAGAGCAAAGGUGCCCCAGUGACUGCCACGGCCAAGGCCGCUGUGAGGACGGCCAAUGUAUCUGCCAUGAGGGCUUCACAGGCCUGGACUGUGGGCAGCGCUCCUGUCCCAAUGACUGCAGCAACCAGGGACAAUGUGUGGCAGGCCGCUGCAUCUGCAAUGAAGGCUACACAGGGGUAGAUUGCUCUGAGGUGUCCCCUCCCAAAGACCUUAUUGUGACAGAAGUAACAGAGGAGACUGUAAAUCUGGCAUGGGACAAUGAGAUGCGGGUCACUGAGUACCUCAUUAUGUACACACCCACCCAUGCUGAUGGCCUGGAGAUGCAGUUCCGUGUGCCUGGGGACCAGACAUCUACCACAAUCCGGGAGCUGGAGCCAGGAGUGGAGUACUUCAUUCGUGUGUUCGCCAUCUUGGAGAACAAGAGGAGCAUCCCUGUCAGUGCCAGAGUUGCCACCUACUUGCCUGCACCUGAAGGCCUAAAAUUCAAGUCUAUCAAGGAGACAUCUGUGGAAGUAGAGUGGGAUCCUCUGGACAUUGCUUUUGAAACGUGGGAGAUCAUUUUCAGAAAUAUGAACAAAGAAGAUGAGGGAGAGAUCACAAAAAGCUUGAGGAGGCCAGAGACCUCCUACCGCCAAACUGGCCUGGCUCCUGGCCAAGAAUAUGAAAUAUCUCUUCACAUUGUGAAAAACAACACCCGAGGCCCUGGCUUGAAGAAAGUGACCACAACUCGCCUAGAUGCCCCCAGCCAAAUUGAGGUGAGAGACAUCACAGACACUACAGCACUGAUCACCUGGUCCAAGCCCUUGGCUGAAAUUGAUAGCAUUGAGCUCUCCUAUGGCAUCAAGGAUGUGCCUGGAGACCGGACCACCAUCGACCUCACACAUGAAGACAACCAGUACUCCAUCGGGAACCUGAAACCUGACACGGAGUAUGAGGUGUCCCUCAUCUCCCGCAGAGUGGACAUGGCAAGCAACCCUGCCAAGGAGACCUUCAUCACAGGCCUGGAUGCUCCCAGGAAUCUCCGUCGCGUCUCACAGACAGACAACAGCAUCACCUUGGAGUGGAGGAAUGUCAAGGCAGACAUUGAUAGUUACAGAAUUAAGUAUGCACCUAUCUCUGGAGGUGACCAUGCUGAGAUAGAUGUUCCAAAGAGCCAGCAAGCCACAACCAAAACCACACUCACAGGUCUAAGGCCAGGAACUGAAUAUGGAGUAGGCGUCUCUGCUGUUAAGGGAGACAAGGAGGGCGAUCCAGCAACCAUCAAUGCAGCCACAGAAAUUGAUGCACCCAGGGACUUACAGGUGUCUGAGACCACACAAGACAGUCUGACUUUAUUCUGGAAGACACCGCUGGCCAAGUUUGAUCGUUACCGCCUCAACUACAGCCUCCCCACAGGCCAGUCAAUAGAGACUCAGCUGCCAAAGGAUGCCACCUCCCAUGUCCUGACAGACCUGGAACCAGGGCAAGAAUACACUGUUCUCCUCACCGCUGAGAAGGGCAGACAUAAGAGCAAGCCUGCGCGUGUGAAGGCAUCCACAGAAGAAGUACCUUCUCUGGAAAAUCUCACCGUGACCGAGGCCGGCUGGGAUGGCCUCAGACUCAACUGGACUGCAGAUGACCUGGCCUAUGAGUACUUUGUUAUUCAGGUACAGGAAGCCAACAAGGUGGAGACUGCUCACAACUUCACAGUACCUGGUAACCUCCGGACUGCAUACAUCCCAGGCCUCAGGGCUGCCACUCCUUAUAGAGUCUCCAUUUAUGGGGUAGCUCGGGGCUAUAAAACACCAGUGCUCUCUGCUGAGACCUUCACAGGGAAAACUCCCAGUUUGGGAGAGGUGACUGUGGCUGAGGUGGGCUGGGAUGCCCUCAAGCUCAACUGGACUGCUCCAGAAGGAGCCUAUAAGAACUUUUUCAUUCAGGUGCUAGAGGCUGACAUGACCCAGACAGUCCAGAACCUCACAGUCCCAGGGGGACUGAGGUCAGUGGACCUACCUGGGCUCAAAGCAGCCACCCGCUAUUACAUCACCGUUCAAGGGGUCACCCAGGACUUCAGCACAGCCCCUCUCUCUGUUGAGGUCUUGACAGCCAAAGAACCUGAAAUUGGAAACUUAAAUGUUUCUGAUGUAACUCCUGAGAGCUUCAAUCUCUCCUGGACAGCUACCGACGGGAUCUUCGACAUGUUUACUAUCGAAAUUAUUGAUUCUAAUAGGUUGCUGCAGACAGCAGAACAUAAUAUAUCUGGUGCUGAACGAACUGCCCACAUCUCGGGCCUUCCACCUAGUACUGAUUUCAUUGUCUACCUCUCUGGAAUUGCUCCCAGCAUCCGUACCAAAACCAUCAGUACCACAGCCACCACAGAGCCAGAACCACAGUUGGGCAUGCUAAUCUUUAGCAAUAUUACUCCUGACAGCUUCCAUGUGUCAUGGACCACACAAGCUGGGCUUUUUGCAAAGAUUGUUAUCAAUGUGAGCGAUGCUCAUUCACUGCACGAGUCUCGGCAGCUCACAGUCCCGGGAGAUGCACAGCAAGCUCACAUCACAGGCUUGGUAGAGAACACUGCCUAUGAUGUCAGUGUGACAGGCACCACCUGGGCUGGUGACCCCACCAGACCCCUCACUGCCUUUGUCAUUACAGAGGCCUUGCCCCUUCUGGAAAAUUUAACCAUUUCCGACACUAAUCCCUACGGGUUCACAGUUUCCUGGAUGGCAUCGGAGAAUGCCUUUGACAGCUUUCUAGUAACGGUGGUGGAUUCUGGGAAGCUGCUGGACCCCCAGGAAUUCACACUUUCAGGAACCCAGAGGAAGCUGGAGCUUAGAGGCCUCAUAACUGGCAUUGGCUAUGAGGUCCUGGUCUCCGGCUUCACCCAAGGGCACCAAACAAAGCCCUUGAGGGCUGAGACCAUUACAGAAGCUGAACCGGAAGUUGACAACCUUCUAGUUUCAGAUGCUACUCCAGACGGUUUCCGUCUGUCCUGGACUGCUGAUGAAGGGAUAUUCGACAGUUUUGUUAUCAGGAUCAGAGAUACCAAAAAGCAAUCUGAACCACAAGAAAUAACCCUCCCUUCCCCCGACCGUACCAGGGACAUAACAGGUCUCAGAGAGGCCACUGAGUACGAAAUUGAACUCUAUGGAAUAAGCCGUGGAAGGCGAUCCCAGCCAGUCAGUGCCAUAGCAACAACAGCCAUGGGUUCUCCGAAGGAAAUCAUGUUCUCAGACAUCACUGAAAAUGCAGCCACAGUCAGCUGGAGGGCACCGACUGCUCAAGUGGAGAGUUUCCGGAUUACUUAUGUGCCUGUAACAGGAGGUCCCCCAUCCAUGGUGACCGUGGAUGGAACGGAUACUGAGACCCGACUGGUGAAGCUCACCCCUGGAGUGGAGUACCACGUCAGUGUGAUUGCCAUGAAGGGAUUUGAAGAAAGUGAUCCAGUCUCAGGGUCUCUAAUCACAGCUCUCGAUGGUCCAUCUGGCCUUCUGACAGCCAACAUCACAGACUCAGAAGCCUUGGCCAUGUGGCAGCCGGCCAUUGCCACUGUGGACAGUUAUGUCAUCUCCUACACAGGGGAGAGAGUGCCAGAAAUUACCCGCACAGUGUCUGGGAAUACAGUGGAGUUUGAACUACAUGACCUGGAGCCUGCCACAGAGUACACACUGAGUGUCUUUGCAGAGAAAGGUCACCAGAAGAGUUCUACCACCGCUACGAAAUUUACCACAGACCUGGAUUCCCCAAGAGAAUUGACUGCUACUGAGGUUCAGUCAGAAACUGCCCUCCUCACCUGGAGACCUCCCCGGGCGUCGGUCACUGGAUACCUCCUGGUCUAUGAGUCUGUGGACGGUACAGUCAAGGAAGUCAUUGUGGGGCCUGACACCACCUCCUACAGCCUGGCAGACCUGAGCCCAUCCACCCACUACACAGCAAGAAUCCAGGCAUUGAGUGGAUCCCUGAGGAGCAAACUGAUCCAAACCAUCUUCACCACAAUUGGACUCCUAUAUCCAUUCCCUAGGGAUUGCUCUCAAGCAAUGUUGAAUGGCGACACCACCUCUGGCCUCUAUACCAUCUAUAUAAAUGGUGACAAGACUCAAGCCCUGGAAGUCUACUGUGAUAUGACCUCUGAUGGAGGUGGAUGGAUCGUUUUCCUGAGACGCAAAAAUGGACGUGAGGACUUCUAUCGAAACUGGAAGGCCUAUGCUGCUGGGUUUGGAGACCACAGAGAAGAAUUCUGGCUUGGACUGGAUAACCUGAGCAAAAUCACAGCCCAAGGGCAGUAUGAGCUCCGGGUGGACCUACAAGACCAUGGGGAGUCGGCCUAUGCUGUGUAUGACAGGUUCAGUGUUGGAGAUGCCAAGAGUCGCUACAAGCUGAAGGUAGAAGGAUACAGUGGAACAGCAGGUGACUCCAUGAACUAUCACAAUGGUAGAUCCUUCUCUACCUAUGACAAGGACACAGACUCAGCCAUCACCAACUGUGCCCUGUCCUACAAAGGAGCUUUCUGGUAUAAGAACUGUCAUCGUGUCAACCUGAUGGGCAGAUAUGGGGACAAUAAUCACAGUCAGGGUGUUAACUGGUUCCACUGGAAGGGCCAUGAGUACUCAAUCCAGUUUGCUGAGAUGAAACUAAGACCCAGCAACUUCCGAAAUCUGGAAGGCAGACGUAAGCGGGCAUAAAUCCCAGGGACAAUUUGGUGAGAGAGGAAUGGGGCCCAGAGAAAACAGGAUUUUUACCAAAGCAUCAAUACAACCAGUCCAACGGUGAAGCUAUCCUUGGGCAUUUGAUGGGCAUCCAAGCAGACCAUGGAUCACUGAGGCACUGACGUAGGCCCCUCUGCAAUUACUUCCUUUGCACCAAAGACAACAGUCUGCAACUAGUUUCUGCUUUUUUGUUUGAUUGAGCAAAGUCUCCUAGGGACAGCAACACCGUGAUUUUUACUUCUAUUGGGUGGUUCUGGGAAUGGGAGAGGGGCGAGCUGGCUAUCCAGCGGACAUAGUUAUUUUCAGAGCCAGCUAUAUUCUACACAAAGCUGUUCAAUUGUUAUUGGUUGGGUCGCAAAGAUAAAACAUACGUCGUUGGAGGUUACCCCUUGCCCUGCGCCCCACUGAUGUUUUGUACAUUUCUUACAACUGAAGCCAGAAAAAUGAUAUUGUUUAAAUUUCAAGGACAUUAAUAUUAUUAAUAUAAUAAUGGUGAUGGUGAUGAUGAUGUUGAAAACUGAGGACUUUUAAAGAGACAUUCCCUUCCCAAAUGUGUCUGGACAGUACCUGAUUGUAUUUUUUUGUUGUUGUUUUUUAAUAAAAAGCACAGUACUUUUCA
Messenger RNA from Rattus rattus (black rat), 7167 nucleotides. RefSeq names its product tenascin C (gene Tnc). The coding region runs from base 189 to 6524 and encodes 2111 amino acids. The record is from RefSeq and is a predicted model, not a curated record. Lineage: Eukaryota; Metazoa; Chordata; Mammalia; Rodentia; Muridae. The transcript has 27 exons. Gene Ontology annotation, molecular function: protein binding.